AUGGCACCAAUACGGCGUUAUCUCCGCAUCACCAAAUACUCAGUCUUGGAAUGUCGCAUUUACCUUGACAACCCCGCGCUUGCCCAGUCAUGGCUGCUAAAUCCCCGGGAUCCAAUUCUGCCCAAGGUCAUCGAGAGCGUGCGACCAUUGGUGCUUCCCAAGCUGCGCGAGGAGCAGGAACGUUCGUACAGCAAGAAGAAAAGCAAGAAGCGGAGCAUCAAAGAUGUUGUUGCUGGAGAUGAUUUCGAGGUAUCGAUCUUCCUGACCGAGACCGACACACGGCACUCGUUACUGCACAAAAAGAAGCUAUUUCGUGACAAACUCCAGACACGACUGACUUCCAAUAACUCAUCUCGGCUAGUGGGCGCCUCCCGCGAGGCGCCCAUCGACAUCGACAAGGCCGACACUAGCCUCGAAAUCGCCCCUGAAGACGCGGAUGCCGACGUGCCCAUUCUCGGUGAGGACGAUGACGAUCAAGACGCCGUCAAGCUCGCCGACAUCCCCAUGAUCGAUGAAACGGUCGCACAGCCGGGGCUAGCCAAUAGGAGACCUAAGCGGCGGCGUGUCCGCGACCAGGGGCAGGAAUCGGAGAUCACCUCCAGGGACGACGUGGAGGUGAUUGAGGACUCUGGGGAAGACGACGACGAUCCGGGCUCUUCGGCAGAUGAAGACGAACCAUUUCAGGGGCAAGACGAGGAUGGGGAGAGCGAGGGCAGCAGCGAUCCUGGAUCGGCCCGGAGGCCUCCGAAACGGCGAAAAGACAAAGAUGCUGUCGAUGCGGAGGGUGAGGUAGCAGACGCAGCAGCAGCGGAACGGGACCGCGAUGACAAAAAGAAGAUGGCACUGGAUAUCUCGUAUGAGGGCUUCGCCAUUUACGGGCGGGUGCUGUGCCUCGUGGUAAAGAGGCGCGGCGAGGGCGCGGGCAGAAGCGAGAGCUCAGCCGUCUCAGCUGGCGCUAUCGCAAAUAAUCAGACCGGUGCCAAAACGCAACCGGGACGGCCUGGCGGCCAGGCUAUGAUGGAGAACUGGAUCGCGUCUACUCAACUUCCCGAUGAAGCGGCUGAGGAUGAUGUGGGUGGGCCGGCGUGA
Molecule: messenger RNA, 1089 nt
Organism: Dichotomopilus funicola
Lineage: Eukaryota; Fungi; Ascomycota; Sordariomycetes; Sordariales; Chaetomiaceae
Exons: 2
Coding region: 1-1089 (362 amino acids)
Source: RefSeq, a predicted model, not a curated record